Miniopterus natalensis is the source of this 6065-nucleotide messenger RNA. It is a transcript of the gene PLCG1, whose product is annotated as phospholipase C gamma 1. Gene Ontology annotation, cellular component: ruffle membrane. Gene Ontology annotation, molecular function: phosphatidylinositol-4,5-bisphosphate phospholipase C activity; protein binding; calcium ion binding. Gene Ontology annotation, biological process: phosphatidylinositol-mediated signaling; phospholipid catabolic process; positive regulation of epithelial cell migration. The record is from RefSeq and is a predicted model, not a curated record. Lineage: Eukaryota; Metazoa; Chordata; Mammalia; Chiroptera; Miniopteridae.
CUGCGGGCCUGGCGCGCCCUCCGACGCCGAGGUGCUGCACCUCUGCCGCAGCCUCGAGGUGGGCACCGUCAUGACUUUGUUCUACUCCAAGAAGUCGCAGCGGCCCGAGCGGAAGACCUUCCAGGUCAAGUUGGAGACUCGGCAGAUCACGUGGAGCCGCGGCGCCGACAAGAUCGAGGGGGCCAUUGACAUUCGAGAAAUCAAGGAGAUCCGCCCAGGGAAGACCUCUCGGGACUUUGAUCGCUACCAAGAGGACCCUGCUUUCCGACCAGACCAGUCACACUGCUUUGUCAUCCUGUAUGGGAUGGAAUUCCGCCUGAAGACCCUGAGUCUGCAAGCUACAUCUGAGGAUGAAGUGAACAUGUGGAUCAAGGGCUUGACUUGGCUGAUGGAGGAUACAUUGCAGGCAGCCACACCCCUACAGAUUGAGAGGUGGCUGCGGAAGCAGUUCUACUCGGUGGAUCGGAAUCGUGAGGAUCGUAUAUCAGCCAAGGACCUGAAGAAUAUGCUGUCCCAGGUCAACUACCGGGUCCCCAACAUGCGCUUCCUCCGAGAGCGGCUGACGGACUUGGAGCAGCGCAGUAGCGACAUCACCUACGGGCAGUUUGCUCAACUGUACCGCAGCCUCAUGUACAGCGCCCAGAAGACGAUGGACCUUCCCUUCUUGGAAGCCAGCACCCUGAGGGCGGGGGAGCGGCCGGAGCUCUGCAGAGUGUCCCUUCCGGAGUUCCAGCAGUUCCUCCUCGAGUACCAGGGGGAGCUGUGGGCUGUGGACCGGCUCCAGGUGCAGGAGUUCAUGCUCGACUUCCUCCGAGACCCCUUGCGAGAGAUCGAGGAGCCAUACUUCUUCCUGGACGAGUUUGUCACCUUCCUGUUCUCCAAAGAGAACAGCGUGUGGAACUCGCAGCUGGAUGCAGUGUGCCCGGACACCAUGAACAACCCUCUCUCCCACUACUGGAUCUCCUCCUCGCAUAACACGUACCUGACCGGGGACCAGUUCUCCAGCGAGUCUUCCCUGGAAGCCUACGCUCGCUGCCUACGCAUGGGCUGUCGCUGCAUUGAGUUGGACUGCUGGGAUGGCCCGGACGGGAUGCCAGUCAUUUACCAUGGACACACCCUUACCACCAAGAUCAAGUUUUCAGAUGUACUGCACACCAUCAAGGAGCAUGCCUUUGUGGCCUCAGAGUACCCGGUCAUCCUGUCCAUUGAGGACCACUGCAGCAUUGCGCAGCAGAGGAACAUGGCCCAGUACUUCAAGAAGGUGCUCGGGGACACACUCCUCACCAAGCCCGUGGACAUUGCCGCCGAUGGGCUCCCUUCACCCAACCAGCUCAAGAGGAAGAUCCUUAUUAAGCACAAGAAGCUGGCUGAAGGCAGUGCCUAUGAGGAGGUGCCUACAUCUGUGAUGUACUCUGAGAACGACAUCAGCAACUCCAUCAAGAAUGGCAUUCUCUACCUGGAGGACCCCGUGAACCAUGAGUGGUAUCCUCAUUACUUCGUUCUGACCAGCAGCAAGAUCUACUAUUCCGAGGAGACCAGCAGUGACCAGGGCAAUGAGGAUGAGGAAGAGCCCAAGGAGGCCAGUGGCAGCACAGAGCUGCACUCCAAUGAGAAAUGGUUCCACGGGAAGCUCGGGGCAGGACGGGAUGGGCGGCACAUCGCUGAGCGCCUGCUGACCGACUACUGCACUGAGACUGGGGCCCCCGAUGGCUCCUUUCUAGUACGCGAGAGCGAGACCUUCGUGGGCGACUACACCCUCUCUUUCUGGCGGAACGGGAAAGUCCAACACUGCCGGAUCCACUCCCGACAGGACGCUGGGACCCCCAAGUUCUUCUUGACAGACAACCUCGUAUUUGAUUCACUCUAUGACCUCAUCACACACUACCAGCAGGUGCCCCUGCGCUGCAACGAAUUUGAGAUGCGCCUCUCGGAGCCCGUCCCGCAGACCAAUGCCCACGAAAGCAAAGAGUGGUACCAUGCGAGUCUGACGAGAGCACAGGCCGAGCACAUGCUGAUGCGUGUCCCCCGUGAUGGGGCCUUCCUGGUGCGAAAACGGAAUGAACCCAACUCUUACGCCAUCUCCUUCCGGGCUGAGGGCAAGAUCAAGCAUUGCCGCGUCCAGCAGGAGGGCCAGAUGGUGAUGCUGGGCAACUCAGAGUUUGACAGCCUCGUCGACCUCAUCAGCUACUAUGAGAAGCAUCCACUGUACCGAAAGAUGAAGCUGCGCUAUCCCAUCAAUGAGGAGGCACUGGAGAAGAUUGGCACAGCUGAACCUGACUAUGGGGCCUUGUAUGAGGGACGCAACCCUGGCUUUUAUGUGGAGGCAAACCCUAUGCCGACUUUUAAGUGUGCGGUCAAAGCCCUCUUUGACUACAAGGCCCAGAGAGACGAUGAGCUGACUUUCACCAAGAGUGCCAUCAUCCAGAAUGUGGAGAAGCAGGAUGGAGGCUGGUGGCGGGGAGACUAUGGUGGGAAGAAGCAGCUCUGGUUCCCGUCAAACUACGUGGAGGAAAUGGUCAGCCCAGCAGCCCUGGAGCCUGAGAGGGAGCACUUGGACGAGAACAGCCCCUUGGGGGACUUGCUGCGGGGAGUCUUGGAUGUGCCAGCUUGUCAGAUUGCCAUCCGUCCUGAGGGCAAGAACAGCCGGCUCUUCGUCUUCUCCAUCAGUAUGGCGUCGGUGUCACAGUGGUCCCUGGAUGUUGCUGCUGACUCACAGGAAGAAUUGCAGGACUGGGUGAAAAAGAUCCGAGAAGUGGCCCAGACCGCAGAUGCCAGGCUCACUGAGGGGAAGAUGAUGGAACGGAGGAAGAAGAUUGCCCUGGAGCUAUCCGAGCUUGUUGUCUACUGUCGGCCUGUCCCCUUCGAUGAAGAGAAAAUUGGCACGGAACGUGCCUGCUACCGGGACAUGUCAUCCUUCCCGGAAACCAAGGCUGAGAAGUAUGUGAACAAGGCCAAAGGCAAGAAGUUCCUGCAGUACAACCGGCUGCAGCUCUCCCGCAUCUACCCCAAGGGCCAGCGGCUGGACUCUUCCAAUUACGACCCCUUGCCCAUGUGGAUCUGUGGCAGUCAGCUGGUGGCCCUCAACUUCCAGACCCCAGACAAGCCCAUGCAGAUGAACCAGGCCCUCUUCAUGACUGGCGGGCACUGUGGCUAUGUGCUGCAGCCCAGCACCAUGCGGGAUGAGGCCUUCGACCCCUUUGACAAGAGCAGCCUCCGUGGGCUGGAGCCAUGCGCCAUCUGCAUCGAGGUGCUGGGCGCCCGGCAUCUGCCAAAGAAUGGCCGAGGCAUUGUGUGUCCCUUUGUGGAGAUUGAGGUGGCUGGUGCUGAGUAUGACAACAACAAGCAAAAGACAGAGUUUGUGGUGGACAACGGCCUGAACCCUGUGUGGCCGGCCAAGCCCUUCCACUUCCAGAUCAGCAACCCUGAGUUCGCUUUCCUGCGCUUUGUGGUGUAUGAGGAAGACAUGUUUAGUGACCAAAACUUCCUGGCUCAGGCUACUUUCCCAGUAAAAGGCCUGAAGACAGGGUACAGAGCGGUGCCUUUGAAGAACAACUACAGUGAGGACCUGGAGUUGGCUUCCCUGCUGAUCAAGAUUGACAUUUUCCCUGCCAAGCAGGAGAACGGUGACCUCAGUCCCUUCAGUGGCACAUCCCUGCGGGAGCGGGGCUCCGAUGCCUCGGGCCAGCUGUUUCAUGGCCGGGCCCGUGAAGGCUCCUUUGAAGCUCGCUACCAGCAGCCAUUUGAGGACUUUCGCAUCUCCCAGGAGCAUCUUGCUGACCAUUUUGACAGCCGGGAGAGAAGGGCCCCACGAAGGACUCGGGUCAAUGGAGACAACCGCCUCUAGCUGUGCCCCUGCCUCGUGGAGAGCAGCAGGUGCUGUGUGCCUCUUGGAAUGCCGUGAACUGGGUUCGUUGGAAGUGGCCUGCCAUGGCAGCCUUCCUGGUCUCACAGCCUGGAGUCUGGAUUCCAGCAGAGAAUCCUAGACAAAACCAAGCCAUUAAUGAGAUGUAUUCCUGUUUGGGGCCUCCACACCCCAGCCUGGGUGAAGGCAAAAACUGUACUGUGUCUCACAUUAAGCACACACAUCUGGCCCUGACUUCUGGAGGUGGAUAUUUCCAUCUUGUGGGGCCAGGACCACAGCCGCAGCCCCUUGGAGACAGAGGUUGCCUCAGCCAGCAGCACAGGAGGCUCUGAGGAGCCGCUGACAUUCCUGAGAAUGGAGGAGCAGCAGCAGCCUUGCUGGGCCAGGGAAACCAAGUUUACAUUGUCCCACAGCCGGGCAGGGUAGGGGGAUAGAUGCCCCCACAGUUUGGCUCUGGAGCCAGGGCAUAGGAGCACAGGGCCUGCCCGAGGAGGACACAGCACAAGGGCACAUUGCCCGUGGCGGGGAACACAACCCAGCCUGAAAGAUACAGGGGACCAUGUUAAAAGUAGCAGUACUGAGCAUCGCAGGCCAUGGAGGGUUGCCCUGUGAGGAGCCAGUAAAGGAGGCUGAGCCCCAGGGCGCCACCAGAAGCAGGGACGGGCAACAUGUCCCAGCCACAGCAACGCCUCAGAGCCGUGGAAGGAGAAGGGCCCAGAAUUGGGCAUGCCACACCACUGUGGACUGCGCUAUCUGCCACCCCAUUGUCAAGGACCUGCUUACCAGGGUAGACCAGUUUGUGGACAUACUCGAGGCCUUUGUCGGGAUGAUCGGCACCAGUGUGGCCAGAAUGGAUGAGCAAGUUGCCAAGGCGGAGGCCAAGCUGGGGACUUUGCCCAGUACAUUCAGGUAACUCCCGCACACCAUUCACAUGCCCUCCUUCAACAAGGCUCUCCAGAGGCCCCAACAGACCGGCUAUGAAACCCCAUCCUGUUUCAGACCGAAGACCACUUUCCCUGUUGCAGUGGAAGGCCUGGGAUCUGAGUGCCAGACAGCACUGCAAGAGGUUAUCUCAAGUAUUAAGUCAACUGAAAACCCUAUUACUAGACAUACAUGAUGUUGGAGUAUAGAAUUUUAAAGUUUAUUUUUUGCACACACUAUUUCUCACUAUCUUAUUUCACGUAGGAUGUAUGAUUUCCUAUGUCUUCCAUUUCUAACCUGACAGCUGCUUGAUAAAGGGAUUGGGAAAGCAAAAACUCAAUUUGUGCACUGUGGCAGAACUGUUAUUUUUAUGGAUUUUCCAGCUCAGCUAACAGUGUUACCUUUUCAAAAUUCACAUAUAUUCUUAAGAAAAACCACUGAGCCAUUAAAGCCUUUGUUAUUAUUCAGCCCUAGUAGUGAUUCCGUUUUCUAUAGCUUACUUUUAGGGUAGGUAGUAAGUUAUUUACUAUAAUGUUAAACUUUCCAUAUCAUGAAUUGUAAACUGAAGGAAAUCAUACAUUUUCCGAGGAAAUGUAUUGAUUAAUUCUGAAGUUGUGUUUGAAACGGUGACCUCACAAUCCUAAUUUGUCCAUAGCAAACGUGUCUACAUAUGGUUGCCAACGUUUGGUUUAUAAUUUAAAUAUUAAAAAUUUAAAAUUUUAUUGGAAAAGCUUUCCUUCUAAAAAGGACUUUAAAAAAAGCAGUAUUUUUUUUCCCUGAUGGUAUAACUUACUCCUCUUGCUCCCCACCCUCAGGAGAAGCCUCUGGGAGGAGAGCAGCAGGUGAGAGGCCUGCCCUGUUGGGAGCUCCUUUUGGGGAGUUAAGGCACGUCAGGAAUGGGGCGGGGGAGGUGAAAUAGCAAGGCGUGUUCUGGUAAGGUGGUUUUUCUUAAGGCAAAAAAGACUCCGUACACUUGCCCCUAGGAAUGGAAGAGGAAUCGAGUAGUUCAGCUGCCUGCCUUGCGGGAGGGGGGCAGGACAGGCAGGCAGGUGCUGACGGCAGCUUCUAGCUGGUGAAAAGAUCCAAGGAGCGGCAGGAGGAGGUGUUGGGAAGGGCGCCACCUCAAAGGACAGGCUGGGGCAUAGGUGCCUCCGCGUAGCGGCACUCAGCACACUCAAACCCAAUGCCUGUGUUUGGGCUCAGGGUUAGCCACUUGCUAGUUCUGCUGCCCUCUUAAGAUCUGACUGCCAAAUAAAUCAUCCUUAUCCUCUUUUUCCUUUAA